AUGUUCGCUCUGCUCACCUCCAGCCCCGCGCUCGUCGUCGUCUCGCCGUCGCUCGCGGUCCAGCGCGGCUUCGCUGCCGCGGCGCCCGUCGCCCUUCCGCCGACUCCACGCUCGCCUCCUUCUCGGAGACGCUCGCUGGCGGUGCACCUUCCCACCUCCGGCGCAUCGCCCGGCCUCGACCCGCCGCUCACCGUUUCUCUCUCCACCCUAGUCGUCGCCGUGGACGGCGGCACCAUCGGCCUCGACGUCUCCUUUGGCACCUUCCUCGCCGUCAUCCUCGGCCUGUUCAUCCCGGUCGUUUUUCUUGUGACGCUGUACAUCCAGUCAGAGGCGCAGGGCACCGCGACGUCAUUCCGCGAGGCGGACUCGCUCGGCGGCAAGCUCUUCGACGACCCCGCCGACUACUAG
Molecule: messenger RNA, 408 nt
Organism: Emiliania huxleyi CCMP1516
Lineage: Eukaryota; Haptophyta; Isochrysidales; Noelaerhabdaceae
Exons: 2
Coding region: 1-408 (135 amino acids)
Biological process (GO): photosynthesis, light reaction; photosynthesis
Cellular component (GO): photosystem II; membrane
Source: RefSeq, a predicted model, not a curated record